GAACAUUUAAAGUUAAAAAUUACCAAUAGGUUAUUGUCAGAAUUUUUGUAAUUUGUUGAAUUUCAGUUCUAGAAAUGGUCAGAGUUGUGUUUGUACAUCCUGACCUUGGCAUAGGUGGGGCCGAGAGAGCAAUAAUAGACGCUGCACUUGCCUUGAAAUCAAGAGGACAUGAAGUCAAAAUUUUGACAGCCCACCAUGAUGUAAACCACUGCUUCGAAGAGACGAGAGAUGGCAGUUUAUCUGUUCUCGUUGUUGGGGAUUGGUUGCCGAGGUCUUUUUGGGGGCGGUUUUAUGCCUUGUUUGCUUACCUGAGGAUGAUCUGCAUUGCCUGCUAUUUGGUGUUCUUUAGCGGAUUGUCCCCGGACUUAAUAUUUUGUGAUCAAAUUUCCGCCUGCAUUCCUGUUUUAAAGCUGAUGAAGAAAUCAAAAGUUUUAUUUUAUUGUCACUUUCCUGAUUUCUUAUUGACUGAUCGAAAGACUCUUUUGAAAAAGCUCUACAGGGUGCCUAUUGAUUGGCUGGAGGAGAAAACAACUGGCAUGUCUGAUGUUGUUCUCGUAAAUAGCAACUUCACAGCCUCUGUAUUCAAGAGGACAUUUACAAGCCUGAGACACAUUGAUCCACAAGUUCUGUAUCCAAUACCAGAUUUGUCAAUGUAUGACAAUUUUUUAGUGGAGAGCUCGACAUUGCCUAGCAAGAUGGAUGCAAGGAUUUCAUUUUUGUCUAUCAAUCGAUAUGAACGUAAAAAAAAUUUAUCCUUAGCCGUACAUUCACUGUCUGCAUUGAGGAAGAAGUUGAAUGGCAAUUUGGAUAACAUUCAGUUGGUGAUAGCAGGUGGCUAUGAUGAAAGAGUUUCAGAAAACAAAGAGCAUUAUGAGGAACUCGUUAACUUGGUAUCUCAGUUGAAUUUGAAAGACCAUGUUUCAUUUUAUAAAUCCAUAUCGAGCCAAAUGAAAUUAGAAUUGUUGAGAGUCAGUACCUGCUUAUUGUACACUCCGUCCAAUGAACAUUUUGGCAUUGUGCCAAUCGAGGCAAUGUAUUUCGGUCUCCCUGUUAUAGCUGUCAACAAUGGUGGCCCCAAGGAAACGGUCCUUGAUGGGAAGACGGGAUAUUUGUGCGAGCAAGAUCCAGAUGAAUUUGCCGAUAAGAUGUUGAAAUUUGUAAAAAAUCCCAAUUUAAAUUAUGAGUUAGGAAUUGCUGGCAAAGAGAGGGUGAUGAAGUAUUUUUCCUUCAAUGCAUUCACAGAGAAACUAGAUAAGAUUGUACAUGAUAUGUUACAAAUCUAAUGUGAUGAUAAUGCUUCAACUCUAUCUGUGUGCGUGCGUGCGCGCGCGUGUGUGUGUUUGUGGUUUUUUAUUUUUCAAAAAUUAUCUUUCUCUACCGUUGUAAAUGUUAUUGUUACGGGUUUCAUAUAUUCCUAUGUAUCAUAAUUUGUGUCAUUAAUAAAAUACAUGGCCAUUCUGUUAAUUCUUUUGGCGCCGUUUGAUUUCGUAAUAUGUACUUCAAGUUGAAAAUUGUUUUAAAUUCUUUAAUGAAAAUUGCCAA
This is a messenger RNA of Helobdella robusta, 1542 nucleotides long. RefSeq lists its product as hypothetical. The coding region runs from base 75 to 1283 and encodes 402 amino acids. Lineage: Eukaryota; Metazoa; Annelida; Clitellata; Rhynchobdellida; Glossiphoniidae. Gene Ontology annotation, molecular function: alpha-1,3-mannosyltransferase activity; GDP-Man:Man(1)GlcNAc(2)-PP-Dol alpha-1,3-mannosyltransferase activity. The transcript has 2 exons. The record is from RefSeq and is a predicted model, not a curated record.